This is a messenger RNA of Anopheles funestus (African malaria mosquito), 1417 nucleotides long. RefSeq names its product protein SHQ1 homolog. Lineage: Eukaryota; Metazoa; Arthropoda; Insecta; Diptera; Culicidae. The coding region runs from base 95 to 1360 and encodes 421 amino acids. Gene Ontology annotation, biological process: box H/ACA snoRNP assembly. Gene Ontology annotation, cellular component: nucleoplasm; cytoplasm. The record is from RefSeq and is a predicted model, not a curated record. The transcript is spliced from 4 exons.
GCAGAAGCACGUGUUGUUGGUAAACAUACGUACAGCAAACAAUAGUUCAGCGAAAAUAAAAACCCCUCGUCGCUGCUGUGGUACAGUGCAAACAAUGGGAGAUAGUGUAAAUUUCCGAACAAUUUUAGAGUCAAAACAUAUUCUUGUGGUGUUAGAUCUGCCAGAGCUAGAUCUAGAACAUGAAAGUAAUCUUGUGCUGAAUAUUUUUCCGACAGAAUGCACUUUCACGGCUGCACCGUAUCAUGCAAGAAUACCUUUAUCGCAUCUUGUACAUCCCGGGAAGGCGUAUCCAGAAAAUAUUGAUUAUGAGAAAAGUGCGGUGACGUUUCGUGUUCCACUGGAUUGCGAAAUUAAACCGACCAACACCGAAACUCCUUCCUAUCCGUAUGGCUUCGGACGGCUUCAUAACGGUCCAUUGUUGCUGGAAACAAGCCAAGAGCUCAAGGUGCUUCCCGAUCCUUGCACGUACAACUUCCCGCAACGAUGGGAACUUAAAGAAGUAGCAGAAAAACAUGAUUUUAAUGGCGAACAUUAUGGAAUGGAUUACAUACAGUUCACUAUCGACAAGUUGGGUCUUAAUCUAGACAACAUUCCCGCGUCGUUUAAAUUAUCCGAAGAUCAAUCAUACCGGAUACGGGUGAUUCUAGACGAAAAAGUGCGACAAAAGGAAGCAUACUCCUGCAUCGAAGAUCACCAACCGCUUUUGCUUGGUCUGAUCGAUAUACUGCUUGCGAUCGGCUACGAUCAGUUGACUAACAACAACGAACUGAAUGAAGCAAAUUCACACAUCAAUAUUCAUCGCAUAUCCGCUACACUCGCGUACUUUGUGGAAUUUGACUGUGUGGAGCAAAUAUUACGAUCGUUCUACCGUCGUUCCUGCACGUAUCCUUACUAUCGGAACAAAGAAAUCUCACUAGUGUGUGCACAGCACGUGAUCAAUGGAAUAACGUCCGUAGACAGACGGACAUGGAUUCAACUGCAGCUGAUGCUUGCGUACGAAGCAUUUAAGACCACGGACUGUGCCGUGUUGAAUCAUUUCUUUAUCAAAGACUAUAUUCGCUAUGUGGAAUUAGGUUUAAAUGAAGAGAUUCUCAUGCUGCUCAUAAAUGAUAUGCAAAAGGCACUACCGGACGUACACCAGGCAGUGCUCGGUUUUGGUGAAGAAAAAAUGCUUCAAAAACUGCUUAUGGACAUCAUAACACAGGAGGAAUCAGAUAGCACCGACUCGGACGAUUACGAAUCGUCGGAAGAUGAGUGUGACGAUAGUAACAGUGACAACGAAUCUGUUACCACCAAUGAAGAACCAAGCGCAAAUGAAAAUGUGCUAGAAAAGCUAAUGAACCUGAAGCUGUCCGGUUGAAAACCGUUGAAUUGACCCUUGCAAUAAAAAGAAUAGCUGUACGGCUAACAUACCUAA